This is a messenger RNA of Microthlaspi erraticum, 1440 nucleotides long. NCBI's taxonomy places the organism in Eukaryota, Viridiplantae, Streptophyta, Magnoliopsida, Brassicales, Brassicaceae. The record is from the annotation of a GenBank genome assembly.
AUGGUUGAGAGAUCAAACCCACGUUAUCUCGGAAUAUCUCUAAUCUUCUUGAUAAUAUCAAUCCUCUCCGUCCUCUCUUGGUUCCUAAUCCUUUAUUCCACAAACCCUAACCGAGCUCACGUUUACGAAUCCACAGACACACCUCUCAACGACAUCUUCACGAGCUCAAACAAUUCUCCCCAAGAAAACAGAGGAGGAACAACAGAAACAGAGGAACCAGUUAAUGAAAACAGAGUCGAAGAAGCUCUUCGAUGCACAAACAAGGACUCUCCUCCGACGCCGUUGAAGGUGUACAUGUAUGACAUGAGUCCAGAGUUUCACUUUGGGUUAUUGGGUUGGGAACCUGAGAGAGACGACGUCGUUUGGCCUGACAUCAGAGUCAAUGUUCCUUACCAUCCAGGUGGGCUUAACUUGCAGCACAGUGUUGAGUACUGGCUUACGUUAGAUCUUUUGUUCUCUGAGUUUGCUGAAGAUUCUCGAAGCUCACGCGCCGCCGUACGUGUCAAGAACUCGAGUGAAGCUGACGUUGUGUUCGUGCCCUUCUUCUCUUCCUUGAGCUAUAACCGUUUCUCUAAGGUUACUGAAAAGCAGAAGAAGAGCCGAGACAGAGAAUUACAGGACAAUGUGGUGAAGUUUGUGACGUCUCAAAAGGAGUGGAAGAGCUCAGGAGGGAAGAAUCAUGUGAUAAUGGCGCACCAUCCGAAUAGUAUGUCGACGGCAAGGCAUAAGCUGUAUCCGGCGAUGUUUGUGGUGGCUGACUUUGGUAGAUACUCGCCACGUGUAGCCAACGUCGAUAAAGACGUCGUGGCUCCAUACAAACACCUUGUUCCUUCGUACCCUAAUGACACAUCGGGCUUUGAUGGCCGUCCGAUCUUGCUCUACUUUCAAGGAGCCAUCCACCGCAAAGAUGGAGGAUUCGUUAGACAAGAACUAUAUGAGUUUCUAAAAGAAGAAAAAGACGUGCACUUCUCUUUUGGUAGCGUACGAAAUCACGGCAUAGCUAAAGCCGGAGAAGGAAUGAGAUCGUCGAAGUUUUGUCUCAACAUCGCCGGAGAUACUCCGUCGUCGAACCGUCUCUUCGACGCAAUAGCUAGUCACUGUGUUCCAGUGAUCAUCAGCGACGACAUUGAGUUGCCGUACGAGGAUGUUCUCAACUACAAUGAGUUCUGUGUCUUUGUGAGAUCUUCAGACGCUUUAAAGAAAGGGUUUCUGAUGGGUCUUGUGAGGAGUAUUGGGAGAGAAGAGUGGAGCAAGAUGUGGCGGCGGUUGAAGGAGGUUGAGAGGUAUUUUGAUUUGCGUUUUCCGACGAAAGAUGACGACGGAGAUUAUGGAGUUCAGAUGAUUUGGAAAGCUGUGGCGAGGAAGGCUCCUAUGAUGAAGAUGAAGGUUCAUAGGUUUCAGAGGUUUACGAGGCCUUUUGUUGGUUUUAGUGAAGAUUAG